UGCAAGCUUUAACCUCUAAGAUGACAGAGGAGCUGGAAUCACUGCGCAGCUCUAAUCUGGGCUCCAGAACUCUGGACCCCCUUUGGAAAGUCCGGCGCAGCCAGAAGCUUGACAUGUCUGCCCGGCUGGAGCUGCAGUCUGCUCUGGAUGCAGAGAUUCGUGCCAAACAGCUGGUACAGGAAGAGUUGAGAAAUGUCAAAGCUGCCAACAUCUCCUUCGAGAGCAAACUGAAGGAGUCUGAGGCAAGGAGUCGGGAGAUGCAGGAGAAGCUGGAGAUUAUGAAGAAGGAUCUGGAGGAGAGCAGGACAGACAAAGGGUUGAAGCUCCCGGACUUUCAGGACUCCAUCUUCGAAUACUUCAACACUUCUCCUCUUGCUCAUGACUUAACAUUCAGAGAUUCUGUCUCAUCUGCGUCCUCUCUGCAAGCGUUUUGGGAUGAAACCAGCUCCAUUACUGAGCUCGACACAUCACUGCAAAAGCCUGAAGUUUCCCCCACCUUUUGUGUGUCGACAGCACAAAAUGAGCCAGUUAAGCCACCGCAAGCUGCUCCUGCUGCUGCUUCCCCUGUUUACCAGUCGACGUCGUUGAGUUUACCAAAGCCUAAAGCCCAUGAGCUCAGUAUCAAGACGUUCUCCAGUCCCACCCAGUGCACCCACUGCACCUCCCUGAUGGUGGGGUUAAUGCGCCAGGGCUACGCCUGCGAUGUGUGUUCCUUCAUCUGCCACGUGUCCUGUAGAGACAAUGCCCCCCUGGUCUGCCCAAUCCCUCCAGAGCAAGCCAAGAGACCCCUGGGGAUCGAUGUGCAGAGAGGCAUAGGCACAGCUUACAAGGGCUACGUCAGGAUCCCGAAGCCCACAGGAGUGAAGAAAGGCUGGCAGCGUGCUUAUGCCGUGGUGUGUGACUGUAAACUCUUUCUGUACGAUGUGCCCGAAGGGAAGUCGACUCAGCCUGGAGUUGUAGCCAGCCAAGUCCUGGAUCUCAGAGAUGAAGAGUUUUCUGUGAGCGCCGUGCUGGCAUCGGAUGUGAUCCAUGCAACUCGAAAGGAUGUGCCGUGUAUAUUCAGGGUGACGUCGUCUCUCCUGAGCUCGCCCCCCAAGACCUGCUCCCUCCUGGUUCUGGCUGAGAGCGAGGCGGAGAAGAGGAAAUGGGUUGGAAUCCUUGAAGGGCUGCAGAACAUCCUAAACAAGAACCAGCUGAGGAACAGGGUGGUGCAUAUUCCACAAGAAGCCUACGAUAGCACACUGCCUGCUAUCAAAGUGACUUUGUCUGCUGCUAUUGUAGACCGCGAGCGAAUCGCACUUGGCACGGAAGAUGGUCUGUAUGUUGUGGAAGUCACAAGAGAUGUGAUCGUGCGAGCUGCUGACUGCAAGAAGGUCCACCAGAUCGAGCUGAUUCCCAAAGAGAAGAUCAUUGUCCUGGUGUGUGGCCGGAGCCACCAUGUCCACCUGCUCCCCUGGGCCGCCCUGGACGGAGGUGACACGAACUUCGACAUCAAGCUCCCGGACACCAAGGGCUGCCAGGCUCUCAUCACGGGCGCCCUGCGGCCCGGCGGGCCCACCUGUCUGCUGGUGGCAAUGAAGAGGCAGGUGCAGUGCUACGAGAUCAGCAGAACCAAACCCCAUCACAGGAAGCUGUGCGAGGUGCAGGCCCCGGGCAGCGUGCAGUGCAUGACCCUGCUGAGAGGGCGGCUGUGUGUGGGCUACCCCUCGGGAUUCUCCCUGCUCAGUGUCCAGGGGGAGGGUCCCACCACCAGCCUGGUGAACCCCGGCGAUGGCUCGCUGGCCUUCCUGGGACAGCAGCCCCUGGACGCUCUGCUUACCGUGGAGGUCGGGCCGGAGGAGAACCUGCUCUGCUUCAGCCAGCUGGGCGUCUACGUGGACCUGCAGGGGAGGAGGUCGCGCACGCAGGAGCUCAUGUGGCCAGCCACGCCUCUGGCUUGCAGCUCCUCCUCCUCCUACCUGACAGUAUACACUGAGUAUGGGCUGGAUGUCUUCGAUGUGAACAGCAUGGAGUGGAUCCAGACCAUUGCUCUCACCAAGAUCCGCCCGCUGAACGUGCCGGGGACUCUCAACCUGCUCGGUUCGGAGCAGCCCAAGCUCAUAUACUUCAGCAGCAGAUAUUCAGCUGCUGACUUUGCUGUGCCGGAAACCUCUGAUAACAGCAAGAAGCAAAUGGUGCGAACCCGGAGCAAGAGGAGGUUUGUGUUCAAAGUGCCAGAGGAGGAGAGGCUGCAGCAGCGCCGGUGAGAUUAUCAAUCUGAU
Molecule: messenger RNA, 2261 nt
Organism: Polyodon spathula (Mississippi paddlefish)
Lineage: Eukaryota; Metazoa; Chordata; Actinopteri; Acipenseriformes; Polyodontidae
Product: serine/threonine-protein kinase MRCK beta-like
Exons: 17
Coding region: 21-2246 (741 amino acids)
Biological process (GO): actomyosin structure organization; peptidyl-threonine phosphorylation
Cellular component (GO): cytoplasm; cytoskeleton
Molecular function (GO): protein serine/threonine kinase activity; ATP binding
Source: RefSeq, a predicted model, not a curated record